AUGAUCUAUUUAUCUAUCUAUCAUAUGAAGUUCUUAGUUAAUGAUCUAUCUAUCUAUCUAUCUAUCUAUCGAUUCUUAGCUAAUGAACAAUCUGUCAAGUGCCUAGCUAACGACCUAUCUAUGUAUCUAUCUAUCUAUCUAUCUAUCUCUCAUAUGAAAGAAAUAGAUCAUUAUCUAUCUAUCUAUCUAUCUAUCGUAAGAAACACGCCGGAGAAAACGGUCGCUCUCUCUCUCUCUCUCUCUCUCUCUCUCCCUCUCUCUCCCCCUCUCUCUCUCACUCUCUCUUUCUCCCUAUCUCUCUCACUCUCUCUCUCCCCCUCACUCUCUCUCCCUCUCUCCCUCUAUCUCCUCUCUCUCCCUCCUCUCCCCCUCUCUCCCCUCGACCCCCCUCUCCCCCUCUCUCCCCCUCUCUCCCUCCCUCUCUCUCCCCUCUCUCCCUCCCUCUCCCCCUCUCUCCCUCUCUCUCCCCCUCUCUCUCCCUUUCUCUCUCUCUCUCUCUCUGUGCCCUGA
Messenger RNA from Acanthosepion pharaonis, 510 nucleotides. Lineage: Eukaryota; Metazoa; Mollusca; Cephalopoda; Sepiida; Sepiidae. The record is from the annotation of a GenBank genome assembly.